Molecule: messenger RNA, 2368 nt
Organism: Botrytis cinerea B05.10
Lineage: Eukaryota; Fungi; Ascomycota; Leotiomycetes; Helotiales; Sclerotiniaceae
Exons: 2
Coding region: 250-2046 (598 amino acids)
Source: RefSeq, a predicted model, not a curated record
GACCAUCAAUUUUAUUAUUUUUAGAAACAUUCAUCUUUGAUUCGAUAUUGUAUAAUUCCAUUUAUUAUUAUCAUUUAACAUUGGCCUUUUAUCCCUAUUUUAACCACAGUCCAAAUUCUCAUCAAGAAACAAUUUCCAUCAAUCAAGUUUUCGGUUUCAGUAUCAGUAACAGUAACUCUGACAACGAAUAUAUACAUGCGACGAGAAGUAUCUGUAUUGCUCAUAAAUCUGGAAUUCUAAUACCUCAUCAUGAUGUCAAAUACAGACCAGACAAUGGCAAAGUUUAGCAUGGCAUGCUCGGCACUUUUUUAUGGUGUUCAACUGGACGGACCCGCUAAGAAGUUUGAGACGCCGCCAGCUGAGUGCCCUUCCGACCUCCAGAUUCAAGGAGAUUCUACUUGGGCUUACGAUUUACCGAGAAAUGAGGGUGAAGAUACAAAGGGGUUCCAAGAUACCGAGAAAAGGGAAUCCAGGGAAAAGUCUUCCAGAAGAAGAGAUAUUAGCAGAAAAGCUGCCAGAAGAAAAUUCAAUAGAAAACAGUUCUUCAAAGGAAUGCAUUCCAGAUCGAGGGGCCUAAGGGAAGAAAUUCGCAGAGAAAAUAUCGACCAAGGUACCAAGGUUCAUAAAGACGCAUGCGAUCUGUGUUGGGAUGAUAAGAUUGAAGAAGAUACGACAGUAUUUAGGAAUGUGCAUAAUACAGAAGUUGAUAUUGCUGAAUAUGGUGCAUGGUCCUUACCUAACUUCCUAUGGACACAAUUGGAAAAUAAUUAUUCUGAGACUACGAAGCUAUCCAGGAUGUUAUGGAAAUAUUGGGGAAACAACGGUAGAAUGUUUACGAACACACCUUUGAAUUGUCUCCACGCCGUCACACCAAGAGAUGUGAUGUCAUACACGAUUGAAGGGCUCAACGAAAUUGUAUAUUCCAGGGCUGAAGGCCAUCCUUUCGAAUGCGAAAUCUUAAAAUACCUCAAUUCCGAGACACUUUCUUUCUUUGCACCUACUAAGCGCCCGAUUGACGUUGGGGCAGUCGAAACAUCAACGUGUCCAAUGGUUAAUGAAGGAUUAAAAAAGUCAGGAUCAUCUAUUUCCAUCGAGACAGCUCAUAGUCCUUGGAGAAACCUAAGCUCUUCAACAGUGGCAGCCCUUUCUCCAUCGCUACAGAUAGAUAUAAGAACCUCUCAUAUUUACGUCUUCGCAGUUGCGCUUAAAUACUUUAUCUCCAAGUACGUUUAUUCGCGAAUUGGCCUCACACCGCAUACUUUCUGUAGGCUCAAUCAAUUCCUAGCCUCUUCAAAUGUAACACGAGAUAAAGAAUGGUACGUUGGACUCUCAGACCGAUGUCAAUGCAAAUUGGAGGUUCAUAAUUGGUUGGAAGAGUUCAUCCAUGAUAUCAGCUUUCAAGAUCUCAGAGCAGACAGAUUAAAAGAUCCCAGACACCACAGUAACUACGCCAAAAACAUACAUGAUGGUAAAACAAAAACUCCCCUUUAUGUGAUUUCUCGUCUCUAUCUAAAGUUCAUCGCCAAAGAGUGCUUCGGUGAACAAACCAGACCAAUGGGAAUGAUUCUACUUCAGGCGUUCGCCAUGAAGUGGAUGCAUUACACGACUCUACCCUUUGAUGAAGAUGACUGGGAGUUCCAGGAAGUCAUUUACAAUUUAUCGCGCAUGCCAGUUAAGGAUUUGUCGGAUUAUUUAGAGAAAGUGCUUUGUAAGAGGGUCAAAAGACUUAUUUCAGACCCCACGAGUGGAUCAUCCCUAGUCAGAGACUCAAGCAGCGGAUCAUACAUCCCUAAUACAAAACCGCCUGUCACACUUGGGGAGGUCGAUGCGCUCCCAGAACUAAUUAUUCCACUAUACUCCGUUGAAUCAGACGACAACUCAUCUGAGACCGAGAUAAAAAGACCAUCAUCACCUCAGAAAAUCGUCAUUCUCCCCGAGAAGACGGUACCUGUUCAUCGUAAUGAGGACGAUGAUUUAUCGCCGCCAAUCGCACAAGAAACGCCACCCGAUGAGAAAAUCCAUCCCCAUACUGAAUCGCCGAUAUGAAAAGUCAAAGAUAGCCCUCAAGUUUUUAGCUUCUCUUUCGAUCAGAACGAGGAAGUAGCUGAGGAGUGUAUAGAGCUUGUAGACGAGGGAUUCGAUUGAUUUCAGCAGGGCAUGUCACGUUUUUUUCAACAUCUCAUGUAUGCUAUUGGUAGGAGAAGACAUUUUAGAGUACAGCGUGGAUCUAUUGGAAUUGAAUGAAACAGCGCUGCUCUUCAUUUUGUUCAUUUUGCGCGCGGUUCAAAGUAGAAUCACACGGGCACAUGAGCAUAUUAGCGGGUUCCUGUGUAAUUAAAAUUAGUUGAAGUAAUAGCGAAUAAGAACA